AUUACGUCUCGCAACUCUCGCGAGAGUAGAAGGUUUGAAAACAGGCGGCAGCGUCACGAAGGAGAGGAAACGAAAGGAAAAGAGAGGAAAAGUUGCAUUUGUUGAAAAACGCACAUUGGGCUCUAGUUUUCGUCGCUCGAGGCCCUGGAGCCCAGCGAGCUGCCGUUAGUUUGUCGUUGAAGUCGUGUCGGUAAAGACCCUCCGGUGUUCCACUCAGGCUUUCCACGGAGGAGAGAUGACCGCGGACACUGAGGUCGAGAUCAAGGACGCGUUCCAUCGGGCGCAGAGGGGCCACAACAACAAGGCGAAGCUGGUGGCGGGUCUGAAGAGCCGCUACGACAAGCUCGAUGAUAAGACACUUUUCCAUGAGGAUUUCCUCCACUGCCUGAAGCACGCCAUGAUUGUCUACAAGCGUGAAACUACAGUGGAAAACAUCAUUGAGUUUGUCGCACGGUUCGCCACAAGUUUCCAGUCUCCUCCUAAAACAGAGGAGGAGGAGGAUGAGGAGGAAGAGGAAGAAGCUGAGGACGAUCAUCCCUUUCUGAGUUUCAUCUUCAACUUCCUAUUGGAGUCUCAUAAAGCCAAUAGCCAUGCGGUGCGUUUCCGUGCAUGUCAACUGAUCAAUAAGUUGCUGGGCAGUAUGGCAGAGAAUGCCCAGAUUGACGAUGACCUCUUUGACCGCAUCCACCAAGCCAUGCUGGUCCGUGUCACCGACAAGUUCCCCAAUGUCAGGAUUCAGGCUGCUUUGGCCAUGACGCGUCUGCAGCAGCCAAAAGAACCUGACUGUCCCACCAUCAACGCCUACAUGUUGAUUCUGGACAAUGAUUCUAACGCUGAGGUACGACGUGCUGUUCUCUCCUGCAUUGCGAUGUCCCCACAGACCCUCCCCAAAGUGCUCAAACGAACAUGGGACAUCAAAGAGAACGUCCGCAAGCUGGCUUACCAGGUUCUAGCUGACAAGGUUCACAUUAAAGCUUUGACUAUUGCACAGAGAGUGAGGCUACUGCAGCAGGGUCUCCAUGACACCUCAGAAGCAGUGAGGGAGGUGGUUUGCUCUCGUCUGCUGCCUGCCUGGCUGCUUCGGCUGGAGGGUAAUGUCAUCGAGCUGAUCCACAGGCUGGACGUAGAGAACUGUGCCCAAACCGCUCUGGAUACACUGAGAGCCAUCUUCAGAAGCUCUCCUACUGAGAAACUGCUGCAGGACGGGCUGCAGCUCGACUCCAGGAAACUGCUCCCCGUGGACUCUCUGACCUGCGAGAAUGUGCUCUACUGGAGAGCUCUGUGUGAAUUCGUCAAGGCCAAAGGAGACGAGGGUGAUGAAAUGCUGGAGCAAGUGUUGGCAGAUGCUGCCACUUACGCCGACUACAUCUAUGGAUAUCUGAGGGCAGUGCCUGCGCUGUCGGAGGAGCAGAGGGCCGACUUCACCCAGCUGGAGCUGGUCAUGACCAAAGAAUUCAUCUCUCAACAGCUCAUCCAUCUCAUCGGAUGUCUGGAUACAAACGAGGAGGGUGGCAGGAAGCGCGUAUUGGCUGUUCUGCAGGAGAUGUUGGCUCUUCCGCAGACCCCCUCCUCCCUGGUGUCCCUGCUCACUGAGAAACUCCUCGCCCUCAUCUCCGAUGACCAGAGACGCGUACAGAUCGUGGCAGAAAUCAUCUCGGACGUGAGGGAGCCCAUCAUGGAGGCCAGUCAACCGGUGGACGAGAACGAGAGCCGCCGGCAGCAAGUCCAGCUAGCAGAGGUGAAGGUGCGUAUCCUGGAGGCCAAACAAACCCUGGAGGACUACAUCGCUGCUCAGGAGUUCAGCCGUGCAGCGGAGCUGAAGGACUCUAUCACAGAGCUCGAGAACCGCAGGAACCAGAUCAUCCAGGACAUCGCAGAGAGCAACCAGCCGGCUGACAAGGAGAUCCGCACAGAGAAGAAUGACCCAGAGACUCUUCUGAGGUGCUUGACUAUGUGUGCUGAACUGCUGAAGCAGAUGAGCAUCAAGACUCGUAUUGGACCAACCAUAAGUGCCUUAAUGUCCUCAUUGGUCCUGCCAAGUAUAGCAAAUGCUCACCCUGCUGUCCGCAACAUGGCCGUUGUGUGCCUGGGAACAUGCAUUCUGCACAGCAAGGAGCUGGCCAAAACCCACUUGGUCCUGCUGCUACAGAUCGCACAGCUGGACGAGGUAAAGAUCCGUAUCAGUGCUCUGCGGGCCAUCAUCGACCUGUUGCUGCUGUUUGGUUUCCAGCUGCUCUCUGAAACAACUGCCGCUCAGACGGCGGUGCCCGCCCACUCUCCGGACGGACGGGAGGAGGACGCAGCACCAGUGGCUGAGGAGAAGGCAGGGGACACUGCUCAGAGUAUCCUUGUGAUGCUCUCAGAGUUCCUGGACAGCGAGGUGUCUGAUCUGCGUACGGAAACAGCAGAGGGCCUGGCCAAACUCAUGUACACUGGCCGCAUCUCCAGCGCCAAGAUGUUCUCCCGUCUGGUGUUGCUGUGGUACAACCCCGUCACCGAGGACGACACCCGCCUGCGACACUGCCUCGGCGUCUUCUUCCAACUUUACGCCCGAGAGAGCAGAGCCCAUCAGGAGGUGGUGGAGGAGAGUUUCCUUCCAACAGUCCGGACUGUGAUGAACGCCCCGGCCACCUCUCCUCUCGCUGAGGUGGAUAUUAGUAAUGUGGUUGAGCUGCUGGUGGAGCUUACUCGACCAAGUGCACUUAUUAAACCCUCAACCAACACCGAGGAGGUGUGUGUCCAUGACUAUUUGGCGGUGCGGAUGUGUGGGGAGAUGAUCAACGACCCCACUGCCCCCGAGGUUCGCCUCUACGCCAAGACUCUCAGCAACCUGGAGCUAAGCAGAGACGAGACAGUCCGGAAGGACCUGGAGACGCUGCUGCAACAGCUUCUACAGGUGGUGAAGGAUCGCGUCUGUCACCGUGCUCUGAUGAAGAUGGUCUGUCAGCUACUGGACGCAACGCAACAGGCCGAGCUCCUCAGCGCCUGCGCACUACAACCAGUGGAUGUCAAUGCAGAUGAGGCUGCAACAGAAGAUCCAUCUAAAUCUGCAAAGAGAGGAAAACGAGGUCAGAGGAAAGUGUGCACAGCGAAAGGAGGCAGAAAGUCGAGCAGGAGGGCAGAGUCGUCAGAGGAGAGUGAUGGAGAAAAUGUUCCCGAGUCAGUUCAGCUGAUGCGUCCGUCACGUAGAGCCAAAACUGCAGCUCUAGAGAAAACGAAGCUGGAUCUCAACACCCUCAUCAACCAGGAGGCCAAUGUGUCAUAGAGGACAGGUUAUGAAUGGUCAAUUCUCAAAUAAAAACUACAAUUUGUUACUUUUACUUAGAAUUCAAGUGUUCCUGUUCCAUAUUCUUCAUAAAUAAAUUUCUGUUAUAACAAAAUUACUUUGGCAUCAGUAAGUUGUCAUUUUAAUCAUUAAUGUGAAAUGUGUCAAUAAAGCUUGUCCUUUUAUCACAACCAGA
This is a messenger RNA of Scophthalmus maximus (turbot), 3461 nucleotides long. It is a transcript of the gene ncapg, whose product is annotated as non-SMC condensin I complex, subunit G. The transcript has 22 exons. The coding region runs from base 236 to 3265 and encodes 1009 amino acids. Gene Ontology annotation, cellular component: cytoplasm; condensin complex; condensed chromosome. The record is from RefSeq and is a predicted model, not a curated record. Lineage: Eukaryota; Metazoa; Chordata; Actinopteri; Pleuronectiformes; Scophthalmidae. Gene Ontology annotation, molecular function: protein binding. Gene Ontology annotation, biological process: mitotic chromosome condensation.